AUGGAGACGACACCCAACAGGGGGAUCGUGGUCAUCUCCGGUGGAAGCGCCGCCAACAACCUCGUCGAUGUGUUCGACGCCUUGCGAGAAAGCAAAAAUUGUCUGCUCAGCUAUAUCAUCCCUAUUAGCGACAAUGGAGGUUCUUCCUCAGAACUGAUUAGAAUCUUCGGGGGCCCUGGAAUCGGCGAUAUUCGAAGUCGACUGGUCCGGUUGAUUCCUGACUCGCCCGUCAACUCAGAGCGCACGGCGAUCAAGACUCUAUUCAACCACCGCCUACCCGCUGAUGUGGCAACGGCAUCGCAUGAAUGGCAGUCCAUUGUGGACGGAACCUCUGACCUUUGGAGGUCCAUUGUCCCGGCCAAAAAGGAGUUGAUCCGAUCUUUCUUUAACAUGCUCAACUUGGAGAUCUUGAAACGCGCUCGGCCACCGUCAUCAACGUUUGACUUCACCUCUGCCAGCGUGGGAAACCUAUUUUUGACGGGCGCGCGACUCUUCAGCGGGUCCUUUGAGAGCGCCGUCUAUCUGCUUGGCAGCAUUUGCGGCGUACAGUCAGAUAUCGUGCGCGUUGUCCCAGCAAUCAACUCUAAUUUCUCUCAUCACAUCUCCGCCACUCUCGCCGACGGAACCGUCAUUGUCGGCCAGAACAGCAUCUCUCAUCCCAGCGAAGUUACGGCGCUGCAACCGGACUGCGGCUCCCGGGCUAGACGCCCCAGCUUACUGCUUGCUGACGGGGAUGACUUGGACGAUACAGACCCAUCUGAUCAGUCGGAUGCGGUCUCAUAUGAGGAGGACCAUCUUCCCGGUUCUCUCGCCACACUCCACAACAAGAAUAUAUCCUUUAAUAAAACCAAGAAUGAAGAUCUGCCCAGCCGGAUUGAUCGCAUAUGGUACAUUAAUCCCUACGGUCAGGAAAUCAGGCCCGCCGCCAAUCCACGCGUGCUAGAAGCACUGGACGAUGCCCAGGCUAUUAUCUACAGCAUCGGCUCUCUCUAUACCUCCAUCCUCCCUGCAAUUAUCCUCCGCGGUGUCGGCAAGAGCAUUAUGAGAAGCCCCGCACGCCACAAAAUCCUUAUUCUCAAUGGAUCAUUGGAUCGCGAGACUGGCCCUCCGUCCGAGCCGUUCUCUGCAUCUGACUUUGUCGAAGCGAUCGCCCGCGCCGGAGAGGAAAGCCGUGGACGUCGUCAUCGCAGAACCACCCAUCACCACGGCUCAUCCACCUCGCCGUCUUCACCAGAGACUCUCCGACCCCAUACGUCUAUUCCUUAUACUGCAUACGUGACUCAUGUUUUGCACCUUGACGGGCCUGGCACUCCUCAUGUGGAUCGGGACCGGUUGGCAGAGAUGGGCAUUGAAACCCUUCGCUUGUAUGGUCGGAAGAUUACUGCCAUGGAUGGCGACAAGGAAGUCGUUCUCGGCACGCAAUAUGACUCCAAUGCCCUGACACAGGCUCUUGAAGUUGUUCUGGGAAAGAAAGGCGACGCCAUGGUCCGAGGAGGUGUUGGCAGUGGUCUCGGCCGGCGGAAUACACUCGACCCCCGACCGGAGAAGAAACACGGCGUGUGA
Messenger RNA from Penicillium cinerascens, 1563 nucleotides. Its product is annotated as gluconeogenesis factor YvcK family protein. Gene Ontology annotation, molecular function: LPPG:FO 2-phospho-L-lactate transferase activity. The coding region runs from base 1 to 1563 and encodes 520 amino acids. The record is from RefSeq and is a predicted model, not a curated record. The transcript is spliced from 2 exons. Lineage: Eukaryota; Fungi; Ascomycota; Eurotiomycetes; Eurotiales; Aspergillaceae.